AUGAAGGGCUUUAGGCAAAGAGUGCACGAGCAGCUAUCGCGAGCCAAAGACUCCAAUAAGUCUUCCAAGAAGAAGGAUUCGAAUUCCGGCACCGCCUCUCCCCUCUCUGCUUCAACCACGGCCGUUGGUGGUGAUUCUAGAUCUCCCAAUAGCUCCAACGCCGCUACCCCAAGCUCCUCUUCCACGAACGUCAACGACAUCCGCAGUAAAAACAACAAUGAUAGUGCACCAGGAAAUCACGCGGGUACACAUCAUGGUGGAAACGCGACUGGACCUGGGAGUAUAGCACAGCAUUUUUUGCAACAAGCCCCGGGCCAUGGAUCGGGCAGCACUGGGACCCCUGGGCGACAAGGAGCCCACAUUGCUCCCAGCGUUAUCAUCAGUCCGAGUAAUAAUCCUCACAUGCCGGCUCCUGGUGCGACAGAAACCAUGCCUGGUGACCUUGCGCCUCCUAAGGCCGGUCAAAAAUCACUCCUGUUCGAUCGACUACAAACCACACCGAAAGAUGUACCAGAAGGCCUCAGAACUCCCAAGAGACAGCACUCCUCUCGCUUCGAUGUUUCGGAUCAGAGAGCACGCGAGCUUGAGAAACUUCCCGGAUUUCACGAAGUUCCACCGAACCGAAGACAAGAACUUUUUAUGCAGAAGAUUGAUCAGUGCAAUAUCAUAUUUGAUUUCAACGACCAGACUGCCGACAUGAAGUCGAAAGAGAUCAAAAGAUUGGCUUUACAUGAGCUACUUGAUUAUGUCGCCAACAACCGAUCAGUCAUCACCGAACCAAUGUAUCCCAAAGUGGUAGAGAUGUUCAGCAAGAACUUGUUUCGACCUGUCCCACCCCCUGUCAAUCCUCAGGGCGAGGCUUUCGAUCCUGAGGAGGACGAGCCGGUCUUGGAGGUGGCUUGGCCCCAUAUUCAAGUUGUCUAUGAGUUCUUCUUACGCUUCAUCGAGAGUCAAGACUUCAACACCAACAUUGCUAAAGCAUACAUCGAUCAUCACUUCGUCCUACAGUUACUCGAACUAUUUGACUCCGAAGAUCCGAGAGAGAGGGAUUUUCUCAAAACUACUCUUCAUCGAAUUUAUGGCAAAUUUUUGAAUCUUCGGUCAUACAUCCGGAGGUCCAUCAACAAUGUUUUCUUCCAAUUUGUCUACGAGACGGAAAGAUUCAACGGCAUUGCGGAACUUCUCGAAAUCUUGGGUUCGAUCAUCAAUGGCUUCGCGUUGCCAUUGAAGGAAGAACACAAGCUGUUCCUGACUCGAGUCCUUCUACCUCUUCACAAGGCAAAGAGUCUCAGCAUGUACCAUCCACAGCUGGCCUAUUGCAUAGUUCAGUUUCUCGAAAAGGAUGCGGCGUUGACAGAGGAGGUGGUUCUAGGACUACUUAGAUACUGGCCCAAGACCAACAGCACCAAAGAGGUCAUGUUCCUGAACGAAGUGGAAGAUAUUUUCGAGGUCAUGGAUCCUCAAGAGUUUGCAAAGGUGCAGGAACCACUUUUCAACCAACUGGCAAAAUCAGUGGCCAGCCCUCACUUUCAGGUGGCUGAACGAGCACUGUAUUUCUGGAACAACGAAUAUUUCUGUAACCUCGUCAGUGACAAUGUGGAGACCAUUCUUCCCAUAAUGUUUGCACCGCUGUACGAGAAUUCCAAGGGUCAUUGGAAUCGAACGAUCCAUGGGAUGGUGUACAAUGCGAUGAAACUCUUCAUGGAAAUCAAUCCUCAAUUAUUCGAUGAGUGCUCCCACGACUAUAACGAGUUGCAGAACAGUGCGCCUCAACGUGAGAAGGCACGUCAAGCCAAAUGGGAUAAACUCGCCGAGUCAGCAAAGAAGCUGAAAACUGGAGUGGCCGCCCCGCCUGAAGCGGCCCCGAUCGAGGAGGAAUCAGAACCAGAUGCAACACAAGACAACCAAGAGAGGUUGGAUGCACUCAAACUUCAUGAUGAAUCGGCAUCUACCAAGACAACAUCGGAGACAUCGAGCCCAUUCUUCGGGCGAUUCACAUCGAGUAGUAAUGCCCCACCUGCAGCGCCAUGGCAGUGGAAAAUCUCAACACUGAGAUAUCGGGGGGAACUGUGGGUGGCGGCAACGACCAAGACCAGUCCCAGCAUCACAAGCAAGCGUGAGUUUGAAAAUUUUGUGUAUUUCGAGCUCGGCGAAGCUCGAGAGGCUCUCGGAAAGGGCUUCUGUGGCACGAUAGAUUCCGCGUUGGCUUUUGAGGAUAUUGGUCGAAACUAG
Messenger RNA from Exophiala bonariae, 2232 nucleotides. RefSeq lists its product as uncharacterized. Gene Ontology annotation, biological process: signal transduction. The transcript is spliced from 6 exons. Bases 1 to 2232 code for a protein of 743 amino acids. Gene Ontology annotation, cellular component: protein phosphatase type 2A complex. NCBI's taxonomy places the organism in Eukaryota, Fungi, Ascomycota, Eurotiomycetes, Chaetothyriales, Herpotrichiellaceae. Gene Ontology annotation, molecular function: protein phosphatase regulator activity. The record is from RefSeq and is a predicted model, not a curated record.